AUGGCUUCGCAUUAUGGGGAAACCUUGGUUAUUUUCAUCACUGUUCUCCUUACAUUGUUUGCAUUAUUCUACAAAGGGUGGAUUUGUGAUUACAUCUUCUCAGAGGACUGUCUUAAUUAUGCACCUUAUAGUGCUACACUGCUUGGGGCUUAUGUUAUUGGAGUCGUGCUGGUGAGUGUUGCUGGAGUCUUACAGGUUGUUCCAAAAACUAGGGCAAACGCAAGAUGGCUCUUGAUUUCAAGAAUAUGCUGUUGGAUUGCGGCUGUGUUAUACGUGACAGGAAUUUUCUACUACUACAACACCUCAUUUUCUGUGACCAACGGUGAGAAUAUUGCAGGUCUCACAGCAGGAAUGCUUGUGUCUAUUGUACUCAUUCAGAUAAUUAAUAUGAUUGUUGCGAGGUUUGAACCUUCAAAUACUACUUAA
Messenger RNA from Rodentolepis nana, 426 nucleotides. The record is from the annotation of a GenBank genome assembly. Lineage: Eukaryota; Metazoa; Platyhelminthes; Cestoda; Cyclophyllidea; Hymenolepididae.